This is a messenger RNA of Sinocyclocheilus rhinocerous, 1604 nucleotides long. Its product is annotated as urokinase-type plasminogen activator-like. Gene Ontology annotation, biological process: plasminogen activation; regulation of cell adhesion mediated by integrin. NCBI's taxonomy places the organism in Eukaryota, Metazoa, Chordata, Actinopteri, Cypriniformes, Cyprinidae. Gene Ontology annotation, molecular function: serine-type endopeptidase activity. The record is from RefSeq and is a predicted model, not a curated record. The transcript has 11 exons. The coding region runs from base 99 to 1295 and encodes 398 amino acids.
UGCAGCUCUACACCGCAACAUCUGCAAGCAAACAAGAAAUCAAUUGCUUACUACCAUAAAGGAUCUCCAAAAAAGGAAAACCUUGGUUUGCGGUCAAGAUGAAGUGUAUACUCAGGAUAUUACUGUUGACAUGCACCCUGUGCUUUAUUGAAGCUAUUAAAAGCCCUUGGAGAAAAAACACUUCUUCUCGAGUAAAGGAUAAGUGCAUACUAGAUGGAAGCAAGGAGAGCAAAAACGAAGUGUCAGUGACAGUCAGUGGGCGGAUAUGUCUACCAUGGAAUUCCUUCCAAUACAGAAACCACUCGUUCAGUAACUGCUAUCAUAACUACUGCAGGAAUCCAGAUAAAAGGAUUCAGCCAUGGUGCAUUGUAAAGAGAAGAAAUCGUUAUGUAUGGGAAUACUGUGACAUUACCGACAGGGAAAUUAAACCAACCACCAUGAGUCCACCAAAAUCUGACCCAUCAAAGCAGGACAGAGAAUCAUCAUGUGGGGAGCGACACUUGAACCGCAUUACAAAGAUAAUAGGAGGAUCAAGGUCAAUGGUUGAGUCACAGCCUUGGAUUGCAGCUAUCUUUAAAGGAGAUGGAUUCAUUUGUGGAGGAACCCUUAUUGCUCCAUGCUGGGUUCUCACUGCAGCCCACUGCUUCCCUGGCGGUAAGAAAACACAAAUAAAGAGAUACUCAGUCUUUCUGGGAAAGAAUGCCAUCAAUGAAACCGACUCCAUUAAAGAGCAGCAGUUCAACGUGAGCAAACUUGUGGUUCAUGAGGGCUUUGAUUACACAACUGAAAACUUCAAUAACGACAUUGCUCUUUUGAAGAUAGUGGACAGCAAUGGACAAUGUGCAGUGAAGACAAACUCUGUGAGAACUGCAUGUAUUCCCCCUUUCCAGCAGAUGCUUCCUACAGGAUUCUACUGUGAGAUUGCUGGCUAUGGAAGACAUCAAAAGGGAGGCUUUGAGUACUCUCGAUAUCUGAAACAGGCUCAGGUGAGGCUUGUUUCCCAGAAUGAUUGCCAGAACAAGUAUUACAGCAAGGACGAGGUCAAUAAAAAUAUGUUGUGCGCAGCUGGUAGAGACUGGGAGGAAGAUGCUUGCCAGGGCGACUCAGGAGGGCCUCUGGUGUGCGAAGUAAAUAACACCAUGUUCCUAUUCGGUAUCAUUAGCUGGGGAAAAGAGUGUUCAAAAAAGUUUAACCCAGGAGUUUACACAAAAGUCACCAAUUACAACAACUGGAUCUCAAUGCAUACAGGUUUACCCAAAUAUACAGUAGGCUCCAGGUAUCCACAAAAGGAAUAAUUAUGACAGGGUCACUUUACAACAGAAAUGAGACCGUUGCUCAGAUACUUAGCCACUCAGGGUAAUGUUAUAUUCUGUGCAGAAUAUGUGCCAAUUAUUUAUGCCAUUUUGAUUAUAUACGGCAGCUACUGUAAUCAAUAGGAAUAAUCUUUGACAGUGUUAUAAUUACAUGUUCCUGCAUUUAUUGAAUAGUGAUACCAGGUGUAUGAAGGAUACAUAGAAUGACGACUGAACAAGUUGAUCUAAAAUAACUGAUGUUAAUGACAUGGCCAUUGGUCCAGUUUGUGGCAAUAAAUAUAUAGAUAGAAU